GCAUCCGGGAACUCUGCGCGCCCAUGCGCAGAGCCGGAGAGCGCGCCUAGGGGGCGCUGCGGCCGCGGGAACCUGGGAAACAAAAGUCAAAUGGAAGCAUUAACUCGGGAUGUUGGGAAAGAACCAUCCAAUUUUGUGAACAUGAAAAAGUUCUUCGGGGAUGAUUCGUGUUUAUCUGCAUUAGGAGAAGUCUGGGAAUGUGAGGACCAGGUGGAAAUGCUCCGUAGAAAUCCAGAGGUGCAUUUGAGGCAAACGGCAUCCACACACAAGGACCCAGAGCAUCUACGAGGGGCUGUGGUCACUGUGACCAUUGUGGUCAUCUGCUCAGUCCUAGCUGCAUGUCAGAGAGGUCCUCGAACAACAGGUUUCUGUGAACAUGAUUCAAAGGUUAAACAUAUUAGUUACAUACGUAAUUGUCAGAAAGUCUCUAAAGGUCAAAUUAUUGAGGAAAAUGAUGACUGUAGAGCAGCCAUCAGCCAGGGUGGACAACCUAGGCACCUGGAUGAAGCUCUAACAAGGAGAUGAGCCUUCAAAAUGUAACGAAGGUGGUAACUCCUUCAGCCUUUCUGCGCACCUUAGUGAACAACAUGUAGUUGCGAGAGAAAGGAACGACACAGAGGAGAAGGACGUGAGGUGGUGUUUGAUAAGGACACACGUCCUUAUGAACACAGUGGAAGUAUCUCUGAAAAUGAAUACAGUGACUGCAGUGAAUGUGGACUAUCCGUUAGAAAUCUCAUUUCAUCAGUCACCAGAGGACUCAUACUGAAGAGAGCCCUUAUACAUGUAAUGACUGCAGAAAAUCCCUCUCUAAGAAUUACAACCUGAUUGUACAUCAAAAAAUCCACACAGGAGAGAAAUCCCAUAAAUGCAAUCAGUGGGAAAGCCUUCAGUGCUGGUCCACCUUUACCAAGCAUGAGAAGACCCACAUAGGAGAGAAGCCCUGUGAAAGGAAUCCUAGCUGUGGGAAGGCCUUCAGCUGCCACUGUUCCCUUGUUUUGCAUCUCAGAAGUCAUACUGGGGAAAAACUAUUCGAAUGUAAUGAAUGUGAAAAAUCCUUUUCUGAUGUCUCCCACCUUAUUGUCCAUCUGAGAAUUCACACGUGAGAAGAUCCCUGUGUAUGCACUGGGUGGAGAAAGGCCUUCACUGAUCACACAUAACUUAUUAAACAUGGGAGAAUUCACAUCGGAAAGAAACCCUCUAUGUGUAUGGAGUGUGGAAAUUUCUCCAACCACAACAGUCACCUCUUCUGCAUCAAAAAAAUCAUUCUGGAAAGAAAUGUCGUGAGUUAAACAACGUGGAAAAACUGUCAUCGGGAUUAUGUACCUCAUAAGGCACAAGAGGAUUCAUACUGGUGAGAAGGUCUGUGACUGUAACCAGUGUCAGACUUUUCAGGAACAUCGUGGGCCUCAUCUGGCACCGGAGGACUCAUACUGGUGAGAAGCCCUACAAGUGUAAUCAGUGUGGCAAAGCCUUCAGGAACAGCUCCUGUCUGACGAAGUACAGGAAGGUACGUGCUCAGGCAUCCUUGUACCAGUGUGUCUAGUGUGGGAAAGUUCCCAAGGAUCUGUGCUCUUGCUGGACACUAGAGUUGACACAUUGGAGUGACACCUAUGGGGAUUCAGUGAGCAUGCGUGGCAGUGACUGAUCUGAUUCUCUUUACUUACGCAUUGUCAGAGACUUCAUGUUGAAGAGUUUAUGUUGUUUGACAAUAACGAAUCUGUUUUUCCAUGUAUAAAUGGAAGAACAAAGCCUGGAUGACAGCAC
Messenger RNA from Piliocolobus tephrosceles (Ugandan red Colobus), 1764 nucleotides. RefSeq lists its product as uncharacterized. Bases 91 to 525 code for a protein of 144 amino acids. The transcript has 2 exons. The record is from RefSeq and is a predicted model, not a curated record. NCBI's taxonomy places the organism in Eukaryota, Metazoa, Chordata, Mammalia, Primates, Cercopithecidae.